AUGCCAGGGUCCACAGGUGAGCUGGCAACUUCUGGUCAGCCAAGCGGCCCGACAGAGCCGCAGAAGCCCACUGACCAGGGCAAGCCAGAGGAAUCAGUGGAAUCUGAAGCUCCUGAACCGCGUGCGCCCAAGCUCUCCCGGAAACUCUUGGAGCUUGCCCUUAAGAACUUUGCGGACCACCAUGGUGUAGAUGUGGCAAGGGUGACCGAAAAGGAAAUUGCCGCUUCCAAGGAGGGGGUCUACUACUGGGCAACAUGCAACAUGGAUGUUUCUGCGCGAGGCGCAGGAGCACAGGCCAUGAACAGGGCAUUCAAGCAGAAUGCUGAUUUGAAGGCUAGCUACGCUAUCUUGACUGAUUCGCUGAAGCAGCAGUUCAGGCGUGCCUGGAUGUGUGAGAAGUCUUUCGAUUUCAUUCACACAUCCCGAUCUACUGUGAACAAGUUCAUCAAGCGAAGGGAUGAGGCUGGAACCUUCAAGACCCAGCUUCAGAUUGUCAUGAUACUUGGCGGAGCUGAUCAGCCAACUGCAGUUGCCCAAGCCCAGUGUUACGUGGACAUGUGCUUGCAGCCGUCCUUGAAGGCGGAUACCUACUUCUGGGUAGAAACCCUUGUCACAACCUCCAACAUCACAGAGUGGGAGAACAAAGUGACUGUGGAAUGCCAGGAAGCCGCUCCAGACAGCUGGACUGCACAAGUGGAGGUAUGCAAAGCCUUGAGAGCCUAUGCGUGUGAGAGGGGCAUGAAAUUGGCUGAUGUCACCGAAGCGGAGGUUCGUGCUACUUCUUUGGGUCUUCCCGGUUGGGCCAAGCUUUAUGAUUCCCGCCCAGCUGCAUGGCCGAAGCCAGGGUGCGAUG
This is a messenger RNA of Symbiodinium pilosum, 853 nucleotides long. Lineage: Eukaryota; Dinophyceae; Suessiales; Symbiodiniaceae. The record is from the annotation of a GenBank genome assembly.